Pieris brassicae (large cabbage white) is the source of this 1969-nucleotide messenger RNA. It is a transcript of the gene Hnf4, whose product is annotated as transcription factor HNF-4 homolog. The transcript is spliced from 9 exons. Lineage: Eukaryota; Metazoa; Arthropoda; Insecta; Lepidoptera; Pieridae. Gene Ontology annotation, cellular component: nucleus. Gene Ontology annotation, molecular function: RNA polymerase II cis-regulatory region sequence-specific DNA binding; zinc ion binding; nuclear steroid receptor activity. Gene Ontology annotation, biological process: anatomical structure development; regulation of transcription by RNA polymerase II; cell differentiation. The coding region runs from base 216 to 1589 and encodes 457 amino acids. The record is from RefSeq and is a predicted model, not a curated record.
CGUGCGCGGGAGGUCGCUAUAACAUUAUCAGACAAACCCAACGGGAGAUAUUAAGAGCACGCAAUCACCACGAGGUUGUGUUGACAAUAUUCGUAUUCAGUGAUGUAAACAAUUUAAAUCACCUGUUAACUAAUCACGCUUAUCGCUUCGGGCCGCGGUCUGAGCGGAGUCAGUUGCCGGCAGCGAUCGAGUGUGGUGACACGGUUUAGUGAGAAAUGCCAGCGCUUGGCUACGAAAUGACGACGUCAUAUGAAAUGUGUUCGACGCGGUACGUGGUGAAUGAGGAGUACAUGAUGCCUCAGUUGUGGGACAAGCAAGUUCCGAGUCCUUACUCCACAUACAUGUAUAGGGGUGUACCGGAAAGCCAGCCUCGCGUCGAAGCUGCUAUGUUUUACAGUACAUAUAGUGACAUGCAACUUGAGACCAGCAGUAGUGAGGCGAGUGGUACGAGCAGUACAUCGCUUUCCCAGCACUGUGCUAUCUGUGGCGAUCGGGCCACUGGCAAACACUACGGGGCGUCCUCCUGCGACGGCUGCAAGGGCUUCUUCAGACGAAGCGUUAGAAAGAAUCAUUUAUAUACUUGCCGAUUUAGCCGAAACUGUGUCGUGGACAAGGACAAGAGGAAUCAGUGCAGAUAUUGCCGUUUAAGGAAGUGCUUCAAAGCCGGAAUGAAAAAAGAAGCGGUUCAGAACGAAAGAGACAGAAUCAACUGCAGAAGGCCGUCAUACGAGGAGCCGACACAGGCGAACGGACUGUCUGUCACCUCGCUACUCAAUGCAGAAUUGCUUAGCAGAAAAGUUACUGAUGAGACACAUAAUACAACAGAUGCAGAGAUCAGUAACCGCAACUUGGCGAAGAUUAACGAUGUGUGUGAUUCAAUCAAACAACAACUUUUGAUUCUGGUUGAAUGGGCUAAAUAUAUUCCCGCCUUUACAGAGUUACAUAUCGAUGACCAGGUUGCAUUGCUGAGGGCACACGCGGGCGAACAUCUUUUGCUGGGUUGUGCGAGGCGGUCCAUACACCUUAAAGAUGUCCUGCUCUUGGGAAACAAUUGCAUUAUCACCAAACACAAUAUAGAUGGCCGGAUGGAUGUGGACAUCAGUAUGAUCGGAAUGAGAGUGAUGGAUGAGAUUGUGACGCCCCUUCGAGAGAUUGACAUCGACGACACGGAGUUCGCUUGCCUCAAAGCUAUCGUCUUUUUUGAUCCCAACGCCAAAGGCCUCUCCCAACCGCAGAAAAUAAAGCAGCUGAGGUAUCAGAUCCAGAUAAAUCUCGAGGAUUACAUAAGUGACAGGCAGUACGAGGGGCGUGGUCGUUUCGGCGAACUCCUCCUUUGUCUUCCUCCCCUCCAGAGCAUCACCUGGCAGAUGAUUGAGCAGAUACAAUUCGCCAAACUGUUUGGUGUGGCUCACGUUGAUAGCUUGUUACAGGAAAUGUUGUUAGGAGGUACAUCAACAGAGGGCGCGGUGGCGGGGCAAGGCGAUGCCGCUUCCCCCCUUUCUUCAGCUGCGUCUCCCGCCCUCGUGCCUCAAAUUCCUAUAGCAGAACCCUUCAUGGACGCAGCCUUCAAACAAGAACCCACCCUGUAGAUGUAAAAGGCUUGGAUAUAAAAUAUGACAAACUAAACAUUUUUUCAAGAGUUAACCAAGAAAUGAAUGCAAACAAUAUUUUUUACCAAGUAUUGUCAGCAAUCGCAAGAUCUCGAAAAACAUUUUAUAUCCAUUUGUUAUUAUGUUUCCAGUAUGUGUUUACAAAAUUUUAUAUUUGUAUACAAAAUCUCAAAUUGGCGGUGCCUUUAGCUAUUUACAUUCUGACACCAAAGUAAACUACUAAAUGUUAUUUUGUGAAGAUCUCUUUCAUAACUUUGGUGCAGCAUUGUAUAUAUCAGAUUUUUAACUUAUACAAUAUAUGUCCAUAUACAUAGGUGCUAUAUAUUUUUAUAUCGUUACAAUAAAUGAGUUGAGCUAAA